This is a messenger RNA of Lagopus muta (rock ptarmigan), 10543 nucleotides long. RefSeq names its product EARP complex and GARP complex interacting protein 1 (gene EIPR1). The transcript has 10 exons. Lineage: Eukaryota; Metazoa; Chordata; Aves; Galliformes; Phasianidae. Gene Ontology annotation, biological process: protein ubiquitination. The coding region runs from base 67 to 1254 and encodes 395 amino acids. The record is from RefSeq and is a predicted model, not a curated record. Gene Ontology annotation, molecular function: protein binding.
GCGGCCGACGGGCAGCGCCGAGGGCCAGAAAGAAGCGGCGGGGAGAGGCGGGCGUUGCGUGCCGACAUGGAGGACGACGCGCCGGUGAUCUACGGGCUGGAGUUUCAGGCACGAGCGUUAACACCUCAGACAGCAGAAACAGAUGCUAUAAGAUUUUUGGUUGGAACACAGUCUCUUAGAUAUGAUAAUCAGAUUCACAUCAUAGAUUUUGAUGAUGAAAAUAACAUCAUAAACAAAAAUGUGCUUCUUCAUCAAGUGGGUGAGAUCUGGCACAUUAGUGCCAGUCCUGCAGAUAAAGGUGUACUAGCAACUUGCUACAAUAAAACUUCAGACAGUAAAGUCGUGACAUGUGCUGCUGUUUGGAGGAUGCCGAAGGAAUUGGAAUCAGGCAGUCAUGAAUCCCCUGAUGAUUCAUCAAGCAACACUCAAACCCUGGAGCUACUCUGUCACCUUGACAACACAGCCCAUGGCAAUAUGGCCUGUGUUAUGUGGGAACCAAUGGGAGAUGGUAAAAAGAUCAUUUCUCUGGCUGAUAACAACAUAUUACUGUGGGACUUGCAGGAAACUUCAGCCAAAGCUGUGCUCUCUAGUUCUGCAGCCUUAGAAGGGAAAGGACAAUUAAGAUUUACUUCAGGACGGUGGAGUCCACACCACAAUUGUACACAGAUUGCAACAGCCAAUGAUACCACUGUUCGGGGAUGGGAUACACGGAGCAUGAGGCAAAUAUAUUCCAUAGAAAAUGCACAUGGACAGCUGGUACGAGACCUUGACUUUAAUCCCAAUAAACAGUACUACCUGGCUAGCUGUGGAGAUGACUGCAAGGUGAAAUUCUGGGACACAAGAAAUGUCACUGAACCAGUGAAGACACUAGAGGAGCAUUCCCACUGGGUCUGGAAUGUCAGAUACAAUCAUUCUCAUGAUCAGCUGAUCCUUACAGGAAGCAGUGAUAGCAGAGUUAUUCUUUCUAAUAUGGUAUCAAUUUCUUCUGAACCAUUUGGACAUAUGGUAGAUGAUGAUGAACUGAGUGACCAAGAGGAACAACAUCAAGAAGAGAAGAUUUUUGUAUACAGACCUUUCAGGAUUAAAGAGCCCCUUCAGGACAGUGUAAUAGCUACCUAUGAAGAACAUGAAGAUAGUGUAUAUGCAGUUGAAUGGUCCUCAGCAGACCCAUGGCUAUUUGCCUCUUUAAGCUAUGAUGGGAGACUUGUUAUUAACAGGGUUCCGAGAGCUCUUAAAUAUCACAUACUAUUAUAAUUUGUUUGGAUUAUGAUGGAAUUGUUGUCUUGAUGUACACAAUUGGUAGGUAUUGUUUAACGGUUUUUUUCAGGAUCUACUUUCAGUUUUAUUAAACAUAAAUACAUUUUUGUUAAGAAAAUUUGUACUUAUAUGGAUGCUUUCAAUUUGUCUUUUGUAUUUACCUUGGAAAGUACAAUGCCUAUUUUAGAAAAGGCCAUACUAGUUGUUGUUUUUCUUUUUUUUUUUUUUUUUUUGUAGCCACUGAGUGUAGGAAUUACAAAAUUUCUGGAGGUGCUGGGUGCUUUCCAUACUACUGAUUUAUUACUUCAGUGUUAUGCAGAUACAGUGGAUUAGAGAGGAGUUAACACUGAGAUAAAACUGGAACAAGGUGCAUGUGGAGGAAGUCAUCUAGUCAUUUACAAGAAUAAUAUUUUAUCUGUCUUCCUUAUAUAAGCAGCCUUCUGUUCUUAGAUAGGGUCAUGUUCUGGUUCACUCUUCAACUACUGUAAAUGCAGUUGGGCAUGUUCUGAAAGGUUGUCGUAACUCAGUCCAGUAUUGUAAAUAGUUUUUCUCAUUUUGUCUGUCUUAAGAAGGAGUGUUAAUCGUGAGGAUGAAACCAUCAAAGCUGAGUUUUCAUUUAAGCUUUACAAUAGUAUCGAAAUCUCACCCUGUAAUUUGCAGAUUAAAUGCACUUUUGUGCUGUGUAUUGUUAGAAACAUCUAUCUUUACCAAAAACUCUCAUGUUCUCAUGUAAUGUAAUAUACAAUGUUUGCAGAACUUAGUUGUUUUGUAGUAUAUGUUGAGGGAUCCUGGAGCUAUAUCGUUAACAUGAAAAACCUUUUGAUGUUUGUAAGUAAUCUCAUUCUUAUCCUUUUGACUCUGUGCCAUUCUGCAGUAUGAAGUAGCAGACUUUCAACUAAGCACAGAACGUCCUUUGCUAUAUCAUAUUUUUUGCAAUGUAUGACCUAGGUAUCAGUGACUACCUUGCUGCAAAUGCUGAGAACAGAUGUUGCCCUGCAGGAGGAUGCGCAGAGAACUUGAAAUGUAGAUGGAAGAGUGGUAACAUAUUCCUGCACAUACUGAUACAUCCCCACCCCCUCAACUUGAUGAAAAUUCUUCUGCCUAUUCUUUGUAUACUUAGACUGAACAUAGCAGCAGUUAUCCCUUGUUGUCUUUACAUCACUGUUCCUUCCUAUUGUCUUCAGAACUUGGGUGUGUGUGGUGGUGUUGGUUGUGGUGGCAUUCUUUAAGGCUACUCUGAAGAAGAAAUGCCAAGGCCACUGGCAUAGGCCAAUGGACAGGCCAAUUCCAGCCUCUGCCAGUGCUUCCUAACAGAGUUGCUGUAGUAACUGCUGGAGAUGGUUGAGGGGGGGGGCUGCUCCUAAUCUCUGCUUGUUCCUUACCCACUGCCUGGAUUGAAACGUUGCCAAUCGUGUGCACUCAGCUGCUGCUGUGGGAACACACUCUGAGAGUAUUGCUGGCUGCUACAAACCAAAGUGUCCAAAGUUGAAUUCUGUUUCUAGCUUUUUGAAAAACUUGUUAGGAAGAAUUCAUGAGGGAGUUAAUUUAAUUAUAUCUGUAUUAUUGUUUGUUUAUAUGUUACUGCGAUGUCUGUCUGCUCCAGAGUGAAUGCUUCAUUGGAAAUUCUGAUGGUCUACAUUUCUGUGCUAAGGUUUUAAAUUUGUGCUGUUUGAAAUUGUCUCAAUCUGUAAUAAGGCAUGAGCUAUGCGUUUGUAUGUUAUAAGAAAAAUUACUUUUCCAACUCAGUAGAGCUUCAGUUGUUUGAAUAUCAAAAUCCUUGGAGGAGCUGCAGCUUUUGUGGAGCUUUUGGUCUUCAGACACAAAACCCUGUAGCUUUUUUCUUCCACAUAAGAAGCCCUGUAGUUUUUCUUUAGUGUACAGCACAGCUCUUCAAAAUCUCAUCAACAUUAGGAAUAAAGGUCUAAUGAAAUUUUAUUGUCUGCUAAUGUAUAUGGCUUGUAGUGGGGAGGUGACAGGAAGUCAUGUAGCCAUAUGUGGGAUUUGGUUUGAUUAUAAUGUGUAAUAAAAUCUGGGACAGAUUUCAGACUAAUUUUGAUGUAGUUGCAUUUUCUUUAAUAUCGAGAGCUUAUAUGUGACAGCUCUACCUGCAAACAAUUAAUAACAAAAAAUAAUUUCUCUUGUUUUAGUUCUGUCAAAUGUGCAUAAUAUCACACAAUAGGGAGUAAGAGGGACAGGAAACACUGUGAAGGGAAGUAAAAGCAGGUAAAAUUUGAAUGAAAUGAGUUACAAUAGAAUCAGGAGAGCAGUAAGGAUCAAGUUCUAAUCGUUUUCAUUUUCAUUUCAUCUGUACCAGGCUCUGAGCAACUAGAUCUUGCUGUCGAUGUCCAUGUACAUUGCAUGGGAGUUGCAUUAAAUGAUAUUCAGAGUAGUAAAGAGGACUGACUGGAGAACUAUGGGGGAUCUUAGUAUCAUGGAGAGACUGGAUGAUGAAAUGAUAGAUGGAAUUCUAUGCAGAAAAUGUGAAGGAAACUUUGAUUUUAUUGAUAUGCACUGGUGGUCUCAAGUUACUGUUAUGGAAGUAAGAUUUUAGGGUUAUAGAAGAUCUUUAAAACCAUCAGCUUAAAGUAGAUUAAAAUAGUAACUAAAGGGGAAUUGUUAGAAAGCAAGCAAAGAAGAAAAUAAAGUACUGUGUACAUUAUGUAUAUUUAUAAAUCCAUAGAGUAUAUGCGUCUUAAUACAUCUAAUUGUGUUAUCUUCUGUCUUAGAAUUGAUACAGUGGAACUGGAAAAGUUUUUAGAGAAGGGUGACAGGAAUGAUGAGUGGCAUGUAUGAGGAUAACUAAAAGGUCUGAGAGGCAGGUGGUUAAGAGGGAGCGAUAAAAUUCCUUGAAGUCAGAAGUCAUGGAAGGAGAGGAUGAGUGGGGAGUGAUUGUACUGUGAUUUUUUUGUGAUUUUUUUUUCCUGAUGGCAGAACUAGAGAUUACUAAAUGGAGUGGCUGCAAGUACGCAAAAUGAGGUUGGUCUUCAGAGGGCAUGCAGUUGAGCUCCAGCAUUCCAUUACCGCUGCACCCCAUCCUCACUCCUCUGCAAAAAAUAAAACAACCUCCAAACAGACAACCAAAUCUCCCUAAAGUUUACAUUGCUUGGAAGUAAGCGGACCAGUACUUGAAAGGUGAAUCCAUUAAAGUUUGUUAUAAAAGUAAAGGCUCAGAAAAUCCUUUUGAACCAUGAAUUGCUGGACACCACUAAGAAUACUCGCAAAUAAUCCCUUUGUGCUUGCCUGGUCCUUAUUUGCUUUCCUAGGUGUGCUAUUUGCUAGUAAAGGGAAAAAAAAAAGUUUAAAGAAAAUAGUAAUAUAUUCUAUAAGGUUCUGUCUCUGGUUUUGAUAGAACUCCAUGAUUCUCUCAAAAUGCUUUACUUUGGAUGCAAGCUCUGUUUUGGGAAGUAUUAGGAAACCUUCACAUCUCAAGUGAAUCAGUAUUCUGAAAAAUGUCUAUGUUGUGAAAUGCUCCUUCGCAAGGAGACUGUGGAGGCAAACUGAUUUCUGUACAGGGUUGUCCAUUGUUUCUUCUGAGAUGCGAAUUGUGGUCUGACUGACCUCCCAGCGCUGGCUUGUUUCAGUGUUCAAGAGAGAAUGGUAAGCACAUGGUUACGUUUUCAGUCACCUCUUAAAUGACUUGUUUUGUUUUGCAGAAUAUGUAUGUUUUAUUUUUGAAAAACUGUACUGUGGUAUUCCUUAAAAAUGUCAGAUUGUCAAUGUUGCAACCUAAAAAUUUGUUUUAUUUCAGAUUUGGUGCUGAGAAUCUUUUCUUCAUCAGCAGUUCAGUAUGUGAGUCUGGUAUAGAAUUACAAAAAUGUUUUUGAAGUUGUUUUUAAUGUGAAUUCUUAAAGGAGAAAGAAUUAGUAGUAUUCUUAUGGGGAUUUUGAGCAUGAUCUAAAUGGAGUCAAUAGAAAUCUUGACCGUUUAAUAAAAAUCUUGAAAUAACAAUCUGGUUCUCUUUAGCUAAAAAAGAUACUAAUUUCAAAUUGGGGAAAAAAAAUAAAUAAAUAAAUGCAAAGCAAUACCCUUCAGUGCUGACCUGGAUCUUUGCUUGUGGUGUCAGUGCUAAAAUUACCCUGACCUGUACUGAAGCCCAGGAAAUUAAUGAGCUGCUUGUCAAUUUUAAAAUUAAUGAAAAAUAUGUAUUGAAUGGCAUGGAUAGACUUGACAUUUGUUCUAGGCCAAUUCUUCUUACCUCUUACCUUUUCAUUCCUCAAAGGUGAGUGAAAGUAUCCCCUGUAUUAUGCUCAACACUAAAAUUAGCUGAGAACAGUUGGAAAGAAUUAAGCUGGCUGGCCCUUGCAUUUUCCAUCUGACAGCAGAAAGUAUUGACUCUGUAUCUGUCUCUUUUUGGAAAUUCCAAAUCUUACAGUCUGGAACCUCUUGCAGUAUUUGAGACUGAAAUUCUUGCAGUUUAAGGUAGGCAGGGCUAUGCUAUUAAAGGCCAUAGUCUGACUGUGGUAGUUGUGUCUGGGAUAUUAAUGAUGCAGUAAAAAGAGAGUAAUGAUAAUUGUAAAUGUCAGUAUUGGAUACAAGUUUCUAAUGCUGCAGUGUGGCUAUUUGCUUUCACAGAAUAUGUUGAAGGUUGUUUGUUUGUUUGUUUGUUUGUUUUUUGUGGGGAAGAUACAAAGAAGGCACUUAAUACUACAGUGAAACCUGUGAUAUGAAAGCUGUUCUGAAGUCCUUGCUUUCUGGAAUAGCAAGGAAGAGUGCAAAUCCACUUUAGGGAGGCCUAGCCUUCCUAUAAAGAAAACUGCUGAGUGUGAAGCUGUGCAUACUCUCCAGAAGUACUUGUGCGUUGCUCCUGCACGUUUCCACUUGCCACUUUGGUCAGUGAGGAACUAGUGAAGUGAAAAGAAAAUGACAUGAAGUGAUUUGGAGGAAAAUAAACAAAGGAGAAGAAAAGGUAAGAGGAAGACUGACAAAUACAGGAUGAAAAGUGAAUUGAAAAAGGACAAGUUCAAUGAAAGAUCAUUUUGGCAAACAGAAAUAGAAAGGACAGAUGAAAUUGGCAAUAAACAAAGGGAAAGUUAUGGGAGAAAGGGUGAAGAACUUUUGUUUGUUUGUUCUAGAUAUGUUAUAAAAGCUCCUUAAAAUCUUCUGUAUUAGUCUUUUUGCCUUAAAUGAUUUAAGUGCUAGAGAACUGCUGGCUUAUAUUUAAGGUUUUUUAGCUCUGUCAUUGGAGAUGGUUCAUAGAGGGUAGUUGCUGACAGGUUUGAAUAUAAAGAAACAAAGUGACCCAUAAGUGAUUAAUCCUUAUUGUUUGGUUUUAAAGGGGUAGGAUUUUUCAGCUGAUUCUUUUCAGGAUGUAACUGUGUGUGUGUGAACAGUUGUGUUUCAUUACAAUUCAGUUAUCAGAUGGGGGUAAUCAGCCUGGGAAAACAGCAGUCUUAAGAGGCUGGAAUAGAUUAGGUUAGUUGGAAUGGGGGAUGCACAAAGAUAUCUGGUGCAACUGUCUGACCAUGUCAUGGCUAAUGUAAAGUUAAAGGAUAUUAUUGAGGGCAUUAUCCAAAUGACUCUUGAGUGCUGACAGGCAUGGGUCAUCAACCACGGGAAGUCUGGGGAACCUCUGGGAAGCGUUUGGCCACUCUCAAGGUAAAAUAUAAUAUAUACACACACAUAUUCUUUAAUCUGAACCACCCCAAUGCAAUUUUGUGCCAUUUCCACACACCCUGUCAUCAGUCACCAACAAGGAUUUCAAGCAGGCUGUCUCUUGAGUCACACUAGCUAUAUCUGCAAAAUGUAUCUUGUUUACGACUUACAGGGAGAGUCCUAGUGAGAGCAACUCAAGAUAAUUAGAUGUGAUUAAUAAAAUAUCCAAGGCAUAUCCUCCUUUCCUUACUGACCUUGCUGCAGAAGAGCUUUGAGCUGCUUUAGAGAAAAUACUGAGCCCUUCUGUUUUAGUGCUACAGCAGCCACAACUUCAUAAAGGGUUUUAGUGCUCCAGCACAGAAGAUAACUUUGGGGAGAAAGAGACGAAUGAGUCUUCCUGAAUCCAGGAGCCGAGUUCCCCAUGUGGAGAUGCAUGGCAAAUAUGUGAGUUGCUGUUGCCCUGGAGCCACAGCAACAGCUGCCAAGCAGCUGGGCUGAGCAGGGAGGACCUCUGAUGUACCUUUUCGGCAAAUUGUCCAUUUAUUUUGAUUCUACAUAGAGUUCAGGAUUUUGGCAAGAGGAGCUGCGGAAAAGCUUUUAAGCAGAGAAUGGAUUUAGGAGAACAUGGGAAACAUUGGAAAAUUCAGAGAUGCUGCAUACUAAUAUUCACAUAAGCAAGUCUAUAUGAGCUGAACCCUGGGAUGAUAAUAGACUUGGCAGUCAUUUUCUCUGAACCUCUUCCAGUUUCUAAAAAUUUGCAGACAACUGAGGCAAGGGAGAGACUUGAAAAACUACAGAAAUGGUAUUAGUGUUUGGAUUAGUAGUGCAGAGAGUUGGAAGAGGAAAAUAAGUUUGAAUGAAGAAAUUCUUAGCAAAAAUGUGAGAGUUUGAUUUGUUUUCAUUUCAGCUUUUCUAAUAAGCACUACUUGAAAAUAGUAACAAAUAAUCAGAAAUGAAGUUACUGCAUCUAUGUAGGAAAGUUAUAGAUUAGCUGUUAGUUGUGUCACAAUGCAGACAUGAGUAUUUGUAUAGUUUUCCUGAUCGCUUUCUUUUCUAAACAGAAUGGGUUAAAUUUAGUAUAUGAUGGUACAUGAACUUGUCUUAGAACACAUGUAAAGAGGAAAACAAACAAAAAAAAACCCGACAACACAAAGCCUGAUUUUCUUAAUUACUGACCAUGGAAAAGAGCUUUGGCUUUAAAACAAACAAAAAAACCCCAUCCCUUGAUUUUUUUGCACAGGAAGGAGUAUGAGUAAAGAAUACCUGGAAUUUGGCUUUGCAGAGAUUGUGAACAAGGAGGUCUGUUUUCCAAUAUGCAGUUGGUGGGAUAAAAUACUCACUUGAGUAAAUUCAGCUGUGUUCAGGUAUACACCUGAAUUAUAUUGAGCAGAAGUUUCCUCUCUGAAACUGCUUCUGAAAAAGGAUUAUGCUCCUCAGAAUAAGGACAUAACAGCAUAAACAGGACACUAUCUUCUUAAAAUUAAAAAUGCCUCUUUAUCAUUAGGAGGUUGGCUAUAUAACACAUCAGUUUGAAAUACCGAAGAAUGUUGGGUGCAUAUGUGGCUGCUGAUAGGAACUGGUAGGUAGAUGGAGCCAUAGAUACUUUGAUGCCAUUGCUUUUUUUUUGUUUUGUUUUGUAUCUCAUUUUAUCUGGGUAAAACAGGAAAAAUCUGGUAGAUAUAUUAUUAUAGGAAAAUCUGUUAGCAAAAGCACAAAUGAGAGCUUCAUCACAAUGGGAUCAGUUUAAUCCUUUGCAAAGCAAAUAUCAGAGAGCUUCAACAACUGUUCUGACCACCCUGUCAGUUGUGAGUGACAGUUGCUUGGAUUCAGCUUCCUAGAUGGAUGCGUAUUUCUGAUCUAUGUUUUAAUCAUCUGUUUUCACUGUUAAUACUGCUUGAAUAUUUUCAGUCUAUUGUUGGAGUAACUUGCAGAAAUCCUGUACAAUUUUCUGCUGCAAUUCACAGACUUUUUUUUUUUUUUUUUAAAUAGAGGGAAAAGCUGCUUUUAUUUUUAAGCAUUCAUGCUGCUCUAUCAGGAGGUAUUCAGGUUUCCUUUCUCUUGUCUGCACCUCAGGGCUUAAGCUACAAUUUAAAUUCUACUGGUUUUGUACUGGUCAUUGCUGAAAACUAAGAACUAUGGAUGAAGCUUGAGUGUGACUGACAUGUUCAUAUUCAUCAGAAAACAGUCAGCAGGAAGGAAUGAGUGGAGUAAUUGUUAGAUUGUUCCCUCCUUCACUGCUUGUGCAAAAUACAUAGGCUGCAGGGAGGAAGCUACCUGAGGUUAUUAAGAUUAAUACUGCUAGAAAUUCCAAUCAGCUCACACAAGGCUGCUCCUCAAGGCUGUCAGAUGCCUACUGCCUUCUCUGAUUCAGGUGGGGCCACAUCAAUUUUGAAUUUCCCAACAGAGAUUGCUGUGAUUUAUGAGUUUAGGAGGCUGAUAAAUAUGGUUAGUUGAAGUGUUUGUGAAAUAAUUGGAUCAGAAUAAUUUCAGUCAUCUGUGCUCAAUUUAUUUUCUUCAGUAACCGCAGGAGGGUGCAGUUCUGCAUUGGGAGCUUCAUCUCAAGGAUUCCUAUUACAGGAAAGACUUGUGGAACCUAGAAAAGAGCGACUUAAUUUUGCCAUCAGGCCUGUUUGGCAGCCUUAUGAGCUGAUUUAAGACCCAUCAGAACUGGAGAGUAAGUAUUCUGGGCUCUUCCAGUAUUGUCCAUGACUGAGUCUGAGGCAGUUCUGAUUUGUGCAUUGUGGAAUAGUGUCUGCUGGAAAAGCUAAUGAGUUUUACUACCUAGAGUUUGCUAACCAUUUUACUGUUCACUGGGGGCAAGGGAGAUUGUUUCUGUCUGUCUGUUGUAAAUUACUUCCUAGUGAGAAGUUUUAUUAAUAUUUCACUUUUGGAUUUUGUGAAUUUUUCUGGAGUAGUGAUCAGUAACAAUUCUCUCUACAGUGAAGGGAGCUCCAUUGUAUCCCUGAGGAUAUUAGAGUUUUGAUAAAUGUGUCUCUGAGUUUAUCAUUUGUCUUCCCACAUACCCCCCAAAAAAUUAAAUUCUGGGUGGAUUGUUCUAGAAAAAGUACUGAACAUAAAAUGCAUUUGCAUUUACUACCAAAUGUAAAAGAGAACAGGAGAAAGCUUUGUGUGAUGAUUGAGUGGAAGUCAAUAGGGAAUGAAAAGCCAAGCAAGUGUUGCAGAUAAACAUCUUCCUCUUAUCAUAAACAGUAUUUUUAUUGUCAUCAAAGAGAGCUGCUAUCAGGGGAGGUUUAUGGGGGAAGGCAGUGGCUUCUUUUUGGGUAUCUUGAAUGUGGAGAGAAAUUUGGCAAGCAGGAUGUUGGCUCAUGUUUAAUAAGCUACCAGGUCUAACGCUAUUUUAUUCCCCAUUUUCACUAAGAUUCUUGGAGUGAAUUUUACUGGCUAGGAAUGUGUCAGCAGAUUGGGGAAGGCUUAUACUUUGUUACCUGAUUCUCUGUCAGAGUUGCCACAUUCUAGCUCUGUUUUUCCCUUUUGGGUUUUAUACCUCAUAUAUCUUUGCUUUUUUUUUUUUUUUUUUCCUACUGAAUGCUUGAACAACUGUUUCCCACCACAACAGCCUUCCGUCUGUAAUCUUCUGUUAAUCUUCGUGGCUUUUCUACAGACUUUCAUACAUCCUUUUGCCUCAACUCAUCACCUUUUUUGGAAUUCAGAACAAAAGCUGUGUAGCAUGCCA